This is a messenger RNA of Mus musculus (house mouse), 2023 nucleotides long. RefSeq names its product solute carrier family 10 (sodium/bile acid cotransporter family), member 3 (gene Slc10a3). Bases 368 to 1789 code for a protein of 473 amino acids. Gene Ontology annotation, cellular component: membrane. The transcript is spliced from 3 exons. Lineage: Eukaryota; Metazoa; Chordata; Mammalia; Rodentia; Muridae. The record is from RefSeq and is marked validated.
CGGAGUCCUAGCACGCGGAUGGAACCUUGGUGGGGCGGAGCCUGUGGGGGCGGGACGAGGCCCGGGCAGGACGGGCCUCACUUGCCGGCGUUUGCCGGCCCGGGCCACUACUUGUGAGGAGCUCUGUGGCCGCGGAAGCAAGUGAGAGAUUUCGACCAGUUACCUUACUCUGGUUUUCCUGCCUCCCUCUUCAUCAGCGAGAUUCAAGGCUGGACCAGGGCCCCCAGGGAAAAAAUCCUGCUAUCAAGGAAGAAAAUAUAGGACCAGGACCUUCCCAUGGACCCUUCUCAGGACAUUCCAACAGCACAAGCAAGGGUGUCUCCCUAAGACACAAGAGGCCUGAAAAAACUAUCCUUUGUGAAGUGCCAUGGUGGUCAAGAAAAGCAGAGGUAGCUCCCAGCAGUUGCCUGGCCUGGGAGGACAGGGUGGUUGUACAGGUUUUGUAGGCAUGCUUGGAACUGCCCUGCUGUUCAUCAGCCUACCAUGGGGAGCUCAAGUGAUGGCCAGUGCCAACAUCAGCACUGCUCUGGGCCACACAAGUGGUCACUAUUUGAGUAUUGGGGAUGGCUCAGUGACAGAAUUUGAUUUCCCUGAGAAGAGUGAGGGUAUCAUUGUGAUCUCUAGCCAAUACACUGGACAGACCAAUGGGACAGGCCCCAGCCCCAUACUUAAGGUUAUAUCCCUGGACACAGAGGUGCUGACCAUUAAGAAUGUGAGUGCCAUAACCUGGAGCAGUGGAGGUGGCUUUGUGGUAGGCAUCCACUCAGGUCUAGCUGGGCUGGCCCCACUCCACCUCCAGCUCAUGGAUUUCUAUGAGGCCCCACCCCUGCUGAUCGAAGAACGGAGAGAUUUCUGCAUCAGGGUGUCACCUGCUGAAGACCUCCCUUCUGCUCUCAACACCAACUUGGGCCACUUCUCAGAGAACCCAAUACUCUACUUGCUUCUGCCUCUUAUCUUUGUCAACAAGUGUUCAUUUGGUUGCAAAGUGGAACUUGAAGUUUUGAAGGAGCUCCUACAGAGCCCCCAACCCAUGCUGUUGGGCCUCUUGGGCCAGUUUCUGGUCAUGCCUUUCUAUGCUUUCCUGAUGGCCAAAGUCUUCAUGCUACCCAAGGCCUUAGCUCUGGGCCUCAUCAUUACCUGCUCAUCACCUGGUGGUGGAGGGAGCUACCUCUUCAGUCUCCUCCUUGGAGGAGAUGUCACCCUGGCCAUCUCCAUGACUUUCAUCUCAACAGUAGCUGCCACUGGUUUCCUACCACUCUCAUCAGCCAUCUACAGCUACCUUCUCAGCAUCCAUGAAACACUCCACGUGCCCAUCUCCAAGAUAUUGGGGACCCUGCUGUUUAUCGCCAUCCCCAUAGCAGCGGGUGUGGUGAUCAAAUCUAAGCUCCCCAAGUUCUCUGAACUACUGUUACAGGUCAUCAAGCCCUUCAGCUUUAUACUUCUCCUGGGUGGCCUGUUCCUGGCCUACCACAUGGGGGUCUUCAUCCUAGUGGGAGUCAGGUUACCCAUUGUACUGGUGGGUUUCACAGUGCCUCUUGUUGGCCUCUUGGUGGGCUACAGCCUGGCCAUCUGCCUGAAGCUGCCAGUGGCUCAGCGACGAACAGUCAGCAUUGAGGUAGGGGUGCAAAACAGCCUGCUAGCCUUAGCCAUGCUACAGCUGUCUCUGCGCCGCCUUCAAGCAGACUAUGCCUCUCAGGCCCCUUUCAUUGUGGCACUGAGUGGUACCUCCGAGAUGUUGGCUUUGGUUAUUGGCCAGUUCAUCUAUAGCAUCUUGUUUCCUGUUCCCUGAGCCCUCUGGAUCAAGUUUUAUAACUUCCAGCCCCCAUACUCCUCUCUUCCCACAGUUCUUGUGUACCGUACCAAAGGCCUUUAGUUCUCAUGCACUAUGCACUCAAGACAAAUCCAGGCUUAUUUUUUUACUCCUUUUCGCCCCAGCUUUCAGUGCCAAAGAGGCCAUGCUGAGUUAGAUAGUUGGGUAUUGCCCAGAAAUAUAUUUCAAUAAAAAAAAACCAAAAAAACAAAA